Messenger RNA from Scylla paramamosain (green mud crab), 2041 nucleotides. It is a transcript of the gene mRpL45, whose product is annotated as large ribosomal subunit protein mL45-like. NCBI's taxonomy places the organism in Eukaryota, Metazoa, Arthropoda, Malacostraca, Decapoda, Portunidae. The transcript is spliced from 7 exons. The record is from RefSeq and is a predicted model, not a curated record. Gene Ontology annotation, cellular component: mitochondrion. The coding region runs from base 44 to 1129 and encodes 361 amino acids.
CAAAGUGGCUCGACAGUCGCCACUCUUGGCUCACAGCUGAGGCAUGACUACCGCACGGCUCACCGUGAGAUUAUCGCAAUUAUCUCUCCAUGCCUUGCCCAGCAUACGGUCCAGCUCAGUUCCGCUGCCCCUCUUAGCGCCAGCCUCCAUCCCCACCCAGGCACAGCUCACCUGGGUCUCCUAUGUGCACCGGGAUCCCAAUUACAAACACUUUGCGCCAAACUUCGGCUUCAAGAGGAAACACUAUAUUGAGAAAUUCAAGAAAGACAGGAAGCAGAAGUUCAUCAAGGUUAACCUUCCUGAUCCCAAUGAGAAGGAUGACUAUGACUCCAUGACACCUGAGGAGAUAAGAGCUAAGAUGAAAGAGAAGGGCAUCAAGCCAGUGCGCCCGUGGCAAGAGCGUCCCGUGUGUAUCAGCAGCACCACCUCCACCUUUGAGCCAUACGUGCCUCCUGAGGGUGAUGGCAAGGUCUCCACACUCUCCACUGCAGGGGCCAAGCAGAAAAUAGAACGCUUGGAGAAGAAAGGCAAGUCCAUGAUGGCAGUCCGGAAAAUCAGACAGUUUGAUGAUGAUUUUGACCCAAAGUUGUUUGCUGCAGAUGCUCAGGAGAUUUAUAUUGCUUCACACAGAGCUUUGGCAGACGGCGACAUGAACAAGCUGCACCAGUGUGUGACAGAACGAGCAUUUCCAUUAGUCACCCACGAGAGUCGCCACAAGACUAUCCGCUGGCAGUUCCUUGGGUCACUUGAGCCACCACGGGCUGUGCACAUCCGCUGCACUGAUGUCAUCUCCAAAGAGAAUAUAUUUGCUCAAGUUACCGUCCGCUUCCACACCAAGCAGACCCUGGCAGUGUAUGACCGGUUUGGACGACUGCUUCAUGGCUCAGAGGUGGUGGCAAGGGAUGUGCUGGAGUAUGUGGUGUUUGAGAAGCAUAUGGCUAACACAUACGGACUCUGGCGUGUCCAUGACAAGAUUAUUCCUGACUGGAUGCCACCAAAACAACCAGUCCGGAGGACCUAUAGGGUAAAAGAGAUGGAGGAGGAGGAGGAGGAGGCUACCCCAAGCAAAGAGGAAACAUCUGAAGUCGCAGACUCACAGAAUGAAAAACCUGCUGUUGCAGUUGCCUAAAAUAACAUAUGUAAAGAGAAUAUUGAAUAACAUGUAAAGAGAAUAUUGAAUGCAGUGAAGUUUUAUGAUAAAUUAAGGCCUGUGAUGUAUUUAUUAUUUGUAAGAAUCAACCAAAGGGCUUUGUUGAUCAAUAUUUGAUAACUCAUUCCAUCCUGGAGCAUCUGUUAUGAGGGUGACUACAACACAAGAGCCUGUAACUCUCUCCAUUCAAACAUUCCCUUCUUGCUUGUUUAAAAACUUUGCCUUCCUCUUCUUUUAAUGCCUUAAACUUGCAUUGACUUCCUUUACAAACUUCUCUUCAUUCUCUCAAUGUAGGCAUACUGUCUUGGUUGUGUUCCUUUACAUUCACAAUUUAUACUACUUGCACAUCUCUUGUGCACAUUCUUAUUGCUCUCACCUUCCCAUCUUGUCCCUCCACACAACCCUCUUUGAUAAUUAAUUUCCACAGCACAUGCUCUCAAUUUGUCCUAUUCUGUGGCCUGGUCUCUGAUCCAUACAAUUUUCUGGCAGGAGAAUACUAUUACUCAAGCCUCCCUUUGCAUCUGUAGACACAUUUCUCCCUUUCAUGACUUAGGGUGGUUCUUACCUCCCAAAACUUUCAAAUCUUUCCUACCUGUUUAGUAGACACAUUUCUCCCUUUCAUGACUUAGGCUGGUUCUUACCUCCCAAAACUUUCUCUCAAAUCUUUCCUACCUGUUUAAUGCACACAAAAUCCUUGUAUUUCUUUGUAAAAUUCUUCCAUCCCUCAGAAAUCAUGUUGAUGUAACAGCUUUAUGGAGGUGCUCAUGGUAAAGAAUUAUUCAGAUCUGAACAAGGCAAAGGUAAUGAAAAUGAGUGGUGGCUCAGAUCUUAGAAGAAAAGUGAUGUUAUGUAGCAACUAUUUGAAGACUGUAAAUAAAUCUACUUAUGUUA